GCUGGCGCUUGGUGAUAGCAAUUCUCGACUUCCAUUCGUUACUGAUAAUUGCUUAUGAUUGAUACAGGCGCAACAGAGUUGGGACGAACUAAAACUUGCAUUCAAGAGGCUAAAUAACUAAGGUGAGACAUGUAGACAGAGAUCUAUCUCGAGAACAUCUGCUGAAUCCUGAGUUUUGAGUCGAUACUACAAACUGUUGACGCACAGAUUAUCAUAAUAGAACUCUCUCUGCAGUAAAGUGCGAGCCAAAAGGAUUGGGAACUCCACGAUUCCUACCUUCAGUUUAUUCAACAUUAAUGAAGCUUAACAAGCGCUAAUAACUUCUGUUGGCUAUCAACCAAUACCCGCACCGUAUAUAUAUAAGAAAGUACUUAUCAGACAAUUACUUCUAUAUCAGAAGGCAGCUGGAUUACGGAACAUUGCUAAAUUUCAGUGAUUUAUCACCGCAGGUUUAUGAACUUUCAAAGAUCUCAAACAUGGAAAGUAGCGGGUUGAUUUCUCUCAGUUCAACGCACCAGGCAAAUAAUAUCUCGAAGCUUGCGGAAAUUGUUCAAAAUGCUACCACGUAUCCGACAAAUUCUACGGUGUCGGAACCGGACUAUAUAUUGCCAUGGUGGCAACAGUUAAUAUUUAUUGCUUUGUUUGUGGUAAUGUUUGGGGUGGCCGCAGGUGGUAAUAUUAUUGUGAUCUGGAUUGUUUUAGCCCAUAAACGAAUGCGAACAGUUACGAAUUAUUUCCUUGUCAACUUGGCGGUUGCUGAUGCGUUGAUGUCCAUCUUCAACACUCUGUUUAAUUUUAUAUUUAUCUUAUAUCAAGAUUGGUGGUUUGGAGAAGACUACUGCAAGUUUUCCAUGUUUAUUUCCCCGUGCACUAUAUCUGUUAGUGUUCUUACCUUUAUGGCCAUAGCUAUAGACAGGUACAUGGCUAUAAUCCACCCACUGAAACCCAGAUUAACAGGAAGAAUAGUUCUAACAAUAAUUGUGGGAAUUUGGGGUGCCUCGUUCUUAUUGGCACUACCAAGUCUUCUGUAUGCCACAGUCUAUGAUAUCAAUGAUGAAAAAACUAACAAUACUGUCCGAACUCUUUGUUAUCUGCUUUGGCCAGAUGGAGCAAGUAACCAAAGUACUGCUGAUAUGGCAUAUAACAUACUUCUGAUCAUCUUCAACUAUUUCUUGCCCAUGUUGACGCUAGCUGGCACGUAUGCUAGGAUCGGAUGGGAACUAUGGGGAAGUCAAGUUAUUGGUGAAACUGUACCAAUGCAAGCUGAAAGAGUCAAAAGUAAAAGAAAGGUAGUGAAGAUGAUGAUAGUGGUGGUUAUAAUAUUCGCCGUUUGUUGGUUGCCGAUGCAUCUGUAUUUUAUACUGGUCAAUAUCUUCCCGUCCAUCGUCCACAGCAAGAACAUCCAACAGAUUUUCAUCCUCAUAUUUUGGUUGGCCAUGAGUAACUCUAUGUAUAAUCCCAUAAUAUAUUGUUGGAUGAAUGCCAGAUUCCGUCAAGGUUUUGUACGAUUUUUCCGCUGUACACCCUGUCGCCAGAGUGGACGACUUGUUGGUCACGAGAGGGCGUUUUAUUCCACUCGCCUGAGUAGCGCUUCAGAGAAGUAUGAUCGAAACGGCUCGUUAAUGCAGACUCAGAUGGAUAGUUUGGAUGAUACAACAUCAACCCCCAGUGUGUACAGAAUGCAUCCGAUAAAGCAGCGGAUUCGUGAUGAUUCUAUGUGAUUUAAGAGAAGAUGUCUGAAGUUAAAGGAUAUGAGACGAGUCUAUGUACCAGACAGAAAGUAAGGGGAUAUGAGUAUUGUUGUACCAAAUUUCCUAAGAUCAGAAACGUUAAAGCUCUCGAGAUGAAUAGAAAAAACAUAAAGCUUCUCCGUAGACGAAGAGUUAACCCGAUGCCUUCUGUUGUAGACCAGCAAGAAUCGUUUUUCUACACUGGACAUCAUUUUGUUACCCGGGAAUAAUAUUUUAAAACAUAUGAAGACACCAAUAGGGAGAUUUCUUUGGAAUUUAAGAACAUUGCUUUGGAAUUAAGAACAUUUCAGUCAAGAACAUAAGAACAUCUGUACAAGAUACAUGUAGAAUCAGAUGGUUCUCAUUGUGGAUUAUUUAUACGUGUUUGUGAAUGUUCCGGACAUGGUAGGAUAUUUUCUUAUUUGCCAUCUUAAAUAAUAUGCAUUCCAAUGAUUUUCGCAUAAAAAGGAGAAUAUUGAAUGUUAUUGACGUGGCCGUUUAAGUGUUAUGGCUUUGAAUAAAUAUAUAUUUAUACAUACAUAUAUAUAUAUACAUGUAUAUUUGAAUCGUGUUUUACCAUGAGAAACAUGAUGAAUUUGAAAUAAUGAAUCUAUUGGAAGAAAGAUGUAAAUAAAACGCUAUUGUUAGUGACAUAGAUAUAUGUGUUUUGAAUAAAUAACAUUGUGAUUAUAGCCCUAAUAUCACGUGUACAGAAUCGAUAUAUACAAUGAAAAUAUACCAUUUGGCUAGACAGUAUUUCAUAUGGCUGUUGUGGGCGGAUGGUCCUUUUCUCACCCGUGUGUAAACGGUUACGAUUUAAUUAAGACAUACGCUAUUUGUUUGCUGACAUCGUUUGGGGCUGAUGGUUGAAAGUCUCUGUAAAUAAUUAUGUUGAAGUGACUGUUUUGCUCUUUAAAGAGGAUAAGUAUGUCUAGUGAAUGUGUUAUAACACUCGAGGAUUCGGUUUCUCUUUGUUUUGGACAUAUAUAUUUACAUUAAUUUAUGUUAAAGUGGUUGUUUUUUUAAUGAGGAUAAUGAUGACCCUGACAUAUACAUUUUUUUGUGUAUAUUUACGUUAAUUAUAGACCUGGAAAAGGUUCGUUGUUAUUUUUUGAAUGUGUACUCAGGGGCGCCGAGAGAAUUUGUAUGUGCCGGAGUAGACAAAGUUUGUCCCCACCCCACCCACCUGUGCAAGGCUAUUAAGACCAUAGAAUACCUUACAAAUCAUAAUUUAUCUAAUUUUAUCCCUGCGUAGCCAGAGUAGGGCAUCGGGGAUCAGAUGGGGGUCUCUGCGGUACGAAUACAGGUAACAAAUAAAUAGAUACAAAUGAGAUUUAUGAAACCCGGAACGAUGUACUAGCU
Molecule: messenger RNA, 3092 nt
Organism: Patella vulgata (common limpet)
Lineage: Eukaryota; Metazoa; Mollusca; Gastropoda; Patellidae
Product: tachykinin-like peptides receptor 99D
Exons: 6
Coding region: 477-1721 (414 amino acids)
Biological process (GO): G protein-coupled receptor signaling pathway
Cellular component (GO): plasma membrane
Molecular function (GO): tachykinin receptor activity
Source: RefSeq, a predicted model, not a curated record